This is a messenger RNA of Salmo salar (Atlantic salmon), 7052 nucleotides long. Its product is annotated as transcription initiation factor TFIID subunit 1. Lineage: Eukaryota; Metazoa; Chordata; Actinopteri; Salmoniformes; Salmonidae. Gene Ontology annotation, molecular function: DNA binding; TBP-class protein binding; histone acetyltransferase activity. Gene Ontology annotation, cellular component: transcription factor TFIID complex. Gene Ontology annotation, biological process: DNA-templated transcription initiation; transcription by RNA polymerase II; RNA polymerase II preinitiation complex assembly. The record is from RefSeq and is a predicted model, not a curated record.
CACGCGCAUUGAACAAUCUCACUAGUGUUGGUUGGUGUUGUCUGCAUGGACUACACUUGAAAAUAAAUGAAACCAUUACAUUUUCUUUCCAAAUAACCGUCCUGUGAAUUACUUUAUACUACGUGCAAGCGUACUCACCACUUUACUGCGUGUGGAUAAUGGCGUAGUGAAAGGAGAUCGCAUAGGGUGUUAUGGCUAAUGUUAGCUUGCUAAACUAAGCUUCGGUUAGGGUCCGAAGAUAUUAUCAAGCUGGCCUCAACCCGAGGCCAAUUGGCCUUCCUAACUGAGUAAAAGUAGCGCAAGGAUGUCGGAAUCAGACAGUGAUGAAGACCAAGACCGCCCCUUCUCUCUCACUGGCUUCCUCUUCGGGAACAUCAAUGAAGAUGGUCAGCUGGAGGGAGACAGCGUGCUGGACACUGAAUCCAAAAAGCACUUGGCUGGCCUGGGCUCCCUGGGACUGGGCAACCUCAUCACAGAGAUCACUGCUAGUGAGGAGGACGAUCUGGACGAGGAUGGAGAGACAGGGGGCACAGACUCAGAGGGCUGGGUGAAGAACGAUGCCGAUGCAGUUGAUUAUUCUGACAUCAACGAGGUGGCUGAAGAUGAGACUAAGAAGUAUCGUCAGGCCAUGGGAAGCCUGCAGCCUACCAGGAGAACAGAUGAUGAGGAUGACUAUGAUGCGGAUUGUGAGGAUAUUGAUGCCAAGCUUAUGCCCCCUCCACCUCCUCCAUGUCUUCCCACGCCUGGUGGCAAGAAAGACGACUCCUCUCCCACGUCUGCAAGUGUUGGGGAUGAAGGAGAUGGGAUCAUCCUGCCCUCCAUCAUCGCUCCUUCCUCUCUGGUAGACAAAGUGGACUUCAGCAGUUCCUCAGACUCUGAAUCGGAGACAGACCGGCCCUCUGCAGGCCCUGGGUCAGGGGGUUCUCCAGCCUGCCUCAGCCUGCCCCUGGCUGGCAUCAUGCAGAAGGAUGCUGCCAAAGCCCUACCUGGCGUCACACAGCUCUUCCCAGAGUUCAGGCCUGGAAGGGUGCUGCGGUUCCUUCGACUGUUUGGCCCUGGGAAGAACAUGCCGUCGGUGUGGCGGAGCGCACGGAGAAAGAGGAAGAGGAAGCACCGCGACCCUCAGCCAGGGACACCCCCACCAGAGGGCGCUGAGCCCAUGGAGCAGCAGGGACCAGAGAAGAAGUCUGGCUGGGACUAUGAAUACGCCCCACCUCCACCCCCAGAACAGUGCAUGUCUGACGACGAGAUCACCAUGAUGGCCCCAAUAGAGUCCAAGUUCUCCCAGACCUCUGGAGACGGGGACAAGGUGGCAGAGUCCAGGCCCAAGGUGGCAGAGUGGCGCUACGGUCCGGCCCAGCUCUGGUACGACAUGAUGGGGGUCCCUGACGAUGGCAGUGGCUUCCACUACGGCUUCAGACUGAAGGAGGAGGACGACGAUGAGCAGGAGAAACGGGAGAGGCCAGAACCACCGCCACCUUUACAACAUCCCAAAGAGGAUGGCAGUGGUGACGAGAAGGACAAACAGGCCCUGGAGAAUGAGCUCUUCCUGAUGGUCACCCAGCUUCAGUGGGAGGACGACAUCAUUUGGAACGGAGAGGACGUGAAACACAAGGGCACUAAGACCCAGCGAGCCAGUCUGGCAGGGUGGCUGCCUUCCAGCAUGACCCGCAACGCCAAUGCCUACAACGCACAGCAGGGUAUUCAUGAUGUCUAUCUACACUCUACAGGUCUGAGUAGGAGUAACUCUCAGCUGGUGCCCCCCACUCCUCCACCCAUGCCCAAAGCCCCUUCCAUCGGCUCUGGCUCCAAGAGGGACAAACACCACCACGACCAUCAUGCCACUCAUGAAGACGAUGCCCCCUGGUUCUCCAUCUUCCCCAUUGACAACGAGGAGCUGGUGUACGGGCGCUGGGAGGACAACAUCAUCUGGGACGACCAGGCCAUGGACCGCAUGCUUUCACCCCCUGUCCUCACCCUGGACCCCAACGAUGAGAACAUCAUUUUAGAAAUCCCAGAUGAGAAGGAGUCUGAGUGUAUGUCCCACUCUCCGUCCAAGGAGAACAAGAAGGAGUCAUCACUAAAGAAGAGUCGCAUCUUGUUGGGGAAGACUGGGGUCAUAAAGGAUGAGCCUCAACAGAACAUGUCCCAGCCUGAGGUGAAGGACCCAUGGAACCUGUCCAAUGAUGAGUUCUAUUAUCCUAAGCAGCAAGGCCUGAGGGGCACCUUCGGUGGCAACAUCAUUCAGCACUCCAUCCCUGCAGUGGAGCUGAGGCAGCCGUUCUUCCCUACUCACAUGGGACCCAUGAAGCUGCGCGGGUUCCACCGGCCCUCUCUGAAGAAGUACUCAUUCGGGACGUUGUCCCAGCCAGGUCCCCACGCAGCCCAGCCCCUACUCAAACAGAUCAAGAAGAAGGCCAAGAUGCGAGAGCAAGAGCGCCAGGCUUCCGGUGGAGGUGACAUGUUCUUCAUGCGUACAGCUCAGGACCUGACAGGGAAAGACGGAGACCUGAUUCUGGCAGAGUACAGCGAGGAAUAUCCUCCACUCAUCAUGCAAGUCGGCAUGGCAACCAAGAUCAAGAACUACUACAAGAGAAAACCAGGGAAGGACCCUGGAGCUCCAGACUGUAAGUACGGAGAGACCGUGUACUGCCACACCUCACCGUUCCUGGGAUCCCUGCACCCCGGACAGCUGCUGCCGGCUUUUGAGAACAACCUUUUCCGUGCCCCCAUCUACCUCCACAAGAUGCCAGAGACAGAUUUCCUGGUGCUGCGUACACGGCAGGGCUACUUCAUUAGAGAGCUGGUAGACAUCUUUGUGGUCGGCCAGCAGUGUCCCCUCUAUGAGGUCCCUGGACCCAACUCCAAACGAGCCAACACCCAUAUCAGAGACUUCUUGCAGGUGUUUAUCUAUCGGUUGUUCUGGAAGAGUAAAGAUCGUCCUAGGAGAAUCCGCAUGGAGGACAUAAAGAAAGCUUUCCCCUCACAUUCAGAAAGCAGCAUCCGCAAACGCCUAAAACUCUGUGCUGACUUUAAGCGUACAGGGAUGGACUCUAACUGGUGGGUGCUGAAGCCUGACUUCAGGCUGCCUACUGAGGAGGAGAUCAGGGCCAUGGUGUCUCCAGAGCAGUGCUGUGCCUACUACAGCAUGCUGGUGGCAGAGCAGAGACUGAAGGAUGCUGGAUAUGGUGAAAAGUCCUUCUUUGCCCCAGAGGAAGAGAACGAGGAAGACUUCCAGAUGAAGAUUGAUGAUGAGGUCCGCACAGCCCCUUGGAACACGACGCGAGCCUUCAUCGCUGCCAUGAAGGGGAAGUGUCUGCUGGAGGUCAUGGGGGUGGCCGACCCCACAGGCUGUGGAGAGGGAUUCUCUUACGUCAAAGUGCCCAACAAGCCCACUCAACAAAAGGCCCAAGACGACCGGGAACCACAACCCGCUAAGAAGACUGUGACAGGGACAGACGCUGAUCUGAGAAGACUGUCACUCAAAAACGCCAAGCAGCUGCUGCGCAAGUUCGGUGUUCCAGAGGAGGAGAUAAAGAAGCUGUCUCGUUGGGAGGUGAUUGACGUGGUGAGGACCAUGUCCACAGAGCAGGCCCGCUCUGGCGAGGGGCCAAUGAGCAAGUUUGCCCGUGGGUCCCGCUUCUCUGUAGCCGAACACCAGGAACGCUACAAGGAGGAGUGCCAGAGGAUCUUUGACCUGCAGAACAAAGUAUUGGAUUCCACAGAGGUCCUGUCCACAGACACAGACAGCAGCUCAGCGGAGGACAGUGACUUUGAGGAGAUGGGGAAGAACAUUGAGAACAUGCUGCAGAACAAGAAGACCAGCUCCCAGCUGUCCAGAGAGAAGGAGGAGCAGGAGAGGAAGGAGCUGCAGAGGAUGUUGAUGGGAGAGGAGAGCGACCGCGACCACAAGGGACGCAAGGGCUUCUCCAGUGCCUUGUCCACAGGCUCCCAUAAAGAUGACGACACGUCCUCGGUCACCAGCCUGAACUCGUCCGCUACGGGACGGCGCCUCAAAAUCUACCGCACCUUCAGGGACGAAGAUGGCAAGGAGUAUGUCCGCUGUGAGACGGUCCGCAAACCCUCCGUCAUAGACGCCUACACCAGGAUCAGAACCACCAAGGAUGAUGAGUUCAUAAGAAAGUUUGCUGUGUUUGACGAGCAACACAGAGAGGAGAUGAGGAAGGAACGGAGGAGGAUCCAGGAACAGCUGAGGAGGCUGAAGAGGAACCAGGAGAAGGACCGGUUCAAGGGCCCCCCGGAGAAGAAGGCCAAGAAGGUCAAGGAGAGGCCAGACCUCAAGGUAAAACUGAAGUGCGGAGCUUGCGGUGCCAUUGGGCACAUGCGAACCAACAAGUUCUGCCCGCUAUACUACCAGACCAACGCCCCGCCCUCCAACCCGGUUGCCAUGACAGAGGAGCAAGAGGAGGAGCUGGAGAAGACUGUCAUCCACAACGACAACGAGGAACUCAUCAAGGUGGAGGGAACCAAGAUCGUCCUCGGCAAGCAGCUUAUCGAGAGUGCUGAUGAGGUGCGCAGGAAGUCCCUGGUUCUGAAGUUCCCCAAACAGCAUCUUCCCCCCAAGAAGAAGAGACGUGUGGGGACCACUGUACACUGUGACUACCUCAAUAGGCCCCACAAAUCCAUCCACCGCCGACGCACUGACCCCAUGGUCACCCUGUCCUCAGUCCUGGAGAGCGUCAUUAAUGACAUGCGGGAUCACCCUAAUACGUACCCCUUCCACACGCCGGUCAAUGCCAAGGUGGUGAAAGACUACUAUAAGGUCAUCCCUCGUCCCAUGGAUCUGCAGACGCUACGGGAGAAUGUGCGCAAGCGUGUGUACCCCUCCCGGGAGGAGUUCAGAGAGAACGUGGAGCUCAUCAUCAAGAACAGCGCCACAUACAAUGGUGCCAAACAUCCAAUAACCCAGGUGGCGCAGACAAUGCUGGACCUUUGUGAUGAGAAACUGAAAGAGAAGGAAGACAGGCUGGUGAGACUGGAGAAAGCCAUCAACCCCCUGCUGGACGAUGACGACCAGGUAGCCUUCUCCUUCAUCCUGGACAACAUCGUCACUCAGAAGAUGAUGGCCGUGCCUGACUCUUGGCCGUUCCACCAUCCAGUCAACAAGAAGUUUGUUCCAGAUUACUACAAAGUGAUAGUCCAACCCAUGGACCUGGAGAAUGUCCGCAAGAACAUAUCCAAACACAAGUACCAGAACCGGGAUGUGUUCCUGUUUGACGUCAGCCUGGUCCACACCAACAGUGUCAAGUACAACGGUCCAGACAGCCCUUACACCAAGACGGCCCUGGAGAUAGUCAGCGUGUGCAAGCAGACCCUGGCAGAGUAUGAUGAGCACCUGACCCAGCUGGAGAAGGACAUCUCCACAGCUAAAGAGGCAGCUCUGGAUGCAGCAGACCUGGAUUGCCUGGACCCCAUGACUCCUGGAACCUACACAUCACAGGGUCGUCAUAGAAGACUAGGAGAGGAGGAGUCGGACGUGGACAUCGAAGGCUUCGAGGAGGAGGAGUAUGACUGCAAGCCCAAGACACCAGCUCCUGCUGAGGAUGGUGAGGGAGACCUGGAGGAUGAGGAUGAUGAAGAGGAGAUGCUGUUGCCGCCGCCCCGCAGACGACUGCAGGGCCACAAUGAUGAUGAUUAUGAAGAGGAUGAAGGCUCCAGUCGGCCAGCCCAGGCCAGUGUGCUGUACCAGGACCUGCUCAUGUCAGACGGAGAGGAUGACGCCAGCGAAGAGGAGGGAGAUAACCCGUUCUCCUCGAUCCACCUGUCAGAGAGUGGCAGCGACUCAGACAGAGAGGUGGAAGUGCGCCCCCCGCCCCCUCCCAGACCCCACCAAGAGACGGCCCGCAUGGGCCUGGAGCAGGACGACAGCAUGAUGUCAUACGGGGAAGAGGUGCCGGAUGAGACCCACCUGGAGGACAGUAAUGUCAGUUAUGGGAGCUAUGAGGAGCCGGAGGGUCAGACCCAGAACUCCAGCAUGGGCAAUGGAGAAGGCUACGGCAUGAGUGAGGAAGAGGAGGAAGAUGAAGAGGCAGCUCGGAGGAGAGGUCCCAGUGUGCUUUCCCAGGUGCAGCUGAGUGAGGAUGAGGAGGACAGUGAAGAGUUCAGGUCCAUCGGGGGUGACAGUGACAUGGACUCAGACAACUAGAGAAGUGUUCCACCACACACACACACACACACACACACACACACACACACACACACACACACACACUUAAAGACGCAAAUGUGCUCUACAAUCAUUAUAACAGACAGAUCCACAUCCAUACACGUGAGUUCUGGCUCACUAAAUGAAUACACCUUAAACUUGCAGGCUGAAUUCCAAUCACGUAUUGUCAUCACAACUUUAUCUCAUGUCAGUCAAUCCCCCAAUGAUAGUUAAGACUGUUUGCUGUUCAGUCAUUACCACACCUAUGAAGUCUCUAUGAUAAACUCCUGUGAGAUCAAUGUUGUACAAAAUGUUCAAUCAAACUGAAGUGAGCUUGUUUAUCUAUAAUGGCAGGAUUAAAUUGGAGUUGAUGCUUUAAGUCAAUGUUUUCUACUGGUUAUGCUCUUUUCAGUGUACCGACACAUGUAUAUAUUUUUUUACAAUUGAAUAAUGUUUUAUUUUAAGGUUGUGCAGAACUUUGGCCAAAAUGAAAAUAUUUGAAUAGUCACCUUUGACAAUUGUUUGUUUUCAGUGCCAGGUCUCAUCUCAACCUUUUGUCUUGAGACACCGGGUUGAGUGAUCGAACAAUACUGUUAUUCCCCAUUAACUAUUAUGAUUGCAGCCUGGAUUUUCAGGCAUUUGAGAUGUUUCCAGCACUGUUACUAGGAAACUCUCAAACUUCCAAGAAGAUCCUAAAUAAAAACCAGAGAUAAGGCCAUCAUCUUUUCAUUGUUUGUUUUUGGGGAUAAAUGUUAGCUGUAUCUGAUGUAACCACGUUGAAGUUGUCCUUUCGUGUUAUGCUGUGUUGCUUAUCGAAAGUAAGAGGCACUGUUGAAUACCAAUCUGCAGUAACACAUUAACCAUAAUAUUAAAUGUUAUUACAGAA